This is a messenger RNA of Branchiostoma floridae (Florida lancelet), 931 nucleotides long. Its product is annotated as peptidyl-prolyl cis-trans isomerase-like. The record is from RefSeq and is a predicted model, not a curated record. Lineage: Eukaryota; Metazoa; Chordata; Leptocardii; Amphioxiformes; Branchiostomatidae. Gene Ontology annotation, molecular function: peptidyl-prolyl cis-trans isomerase activity. Bases 152 to 865 code for a protein of 237 amino acids. Gene Ontology annotation, cellular component: intracellular membrane-bounded organelle. The transcript has 5 exons. Gene Ontology annotation, biological process: protein peptidyl-prolyl isomerization.
AGAAAGCUGGCCUAUUCCCACCCGAUGUGAAAAUAGCGGCUCCUUAGUUCGACCAACAAUAGGUAACAUAUUCACUCGCAUAUCAUUGACCACGGCCCACUCUGUCUCAAUAGGACAUUUGUCUUGUUGUGGUAGAUAAGAGAAAACCAAGAUGGCGGACAAGCCAAAAAUGGCAAAUAGUACGGGCAGCAAAGACAAUAUGGCGGAUGGGAACAGCAACAAGAAGCAACAGAAGAGGACAUGUCUGUGCUCCAGAGCGGUGACCGUUGCCCUGGUGGUAUCGGUGGUGCUAAUCUGCGUAGGUGUUGCUCUAGUCGCUGGAUUCCAUUUUGGCUUGAAGAAACCCAAGCCAAAUCCAACGGUUUUCUUUGACAUCACCAUCGGCGGAACUCCGGCCGGCCGAAUCGUGUUCGAACUGCGCGCCGAUGUCGUGCCGAAGACUGCCGAAAACUUCCGAGCUCUCUGCACAGGUGAAAAGGGCCGAGGCACAUGGGGUGAACCAUUACACUACAAGGGGGUGAUAUUCCAUAGGUGUAUACCCGGCUUCAUGGUACAAGGGGGUGACAUUCAGUUCAACAAUGGCUCGGGAGGGGAGAGUAUCUAUGGAGGAGAUUUUCCCGACGAGAACUUUAAGUUGAAUCACACUGGACCAGGGAUCCUGAGUAUGGCGAACGCCGGACCGGACACCAACGGUUCUCAGUUCUUCAUAACGGUCGUCCAGACGCCAUGGUUGGACGGCAAACACGUGGUCUUCGGCAAGGUUAUUCAGGGAUACGACGUUGUGGAGAAGAUAGAAGCAGCCGGAUCUCCCAGCGGAGCGACGACGGCCCGGGUCCUGAUCGCUAACAGUGGACAACUAACUUAAUACUGUAAAUGCAUUUAAGUUUGCAGGGAUUUGAAUGUUAAAAAAUAACUUUUCUCGGUGGUUUUA